Molecule: messenger RNA, 2598 nt
Organism: Fopius arisanus
Lineage: Eukaryota; Metazoa; Arthropoda; Insecta; Hymenoptera; Braconidae
Exons: 6
Coding region: 948-1634 (228 amino acids)
Source: RefSeq, a predicted model, not a curated record
UCGGUGUAACUCCAAUCCUCUGAACACCUCAGUAUACCUGGAACGCGUCAGUUGUGAAUGUGAACCUUUGGUGAACCUUUGAUGUACCUCUAGUGUAUCUGGUGUCAGUGAAGCGUCGGUGUUUAAUUGUAAAAUUGUUGGCCAGUGUUUUAUCCCGAGAGAUCACCGAUGAGUGGAUAUCAAAUGAAAUUGAUAAAUUGAAAUUUUAAUCAAUGUGAGGGUCAAUGAGGAUCGGUGAUAACCGGUGGGGCGAAGUGGAGACGAUGCUGAAGAUAUUCCAGCAGCAGAAGGAGCAGCAAACGGAUGAGCCGGUGGAAAUUCAAUCCGCAUGGGAAUGGUUUCAAUAUUAUAUUCAAAAAGACUGACAAUUUUCGAAAAUAAAAAAGAUAAAAAAAUGCUAAAUGAAUCCUAGAGAGUGGAAAAUGACAGGUGUAGAAUUUUAGAGUCGAUUGAGUUGUGAAGAUUGCAUUAUAAUUUCGCUGGGGUGUAUCAGCCCAGCGGAUAAAUAAAAUAUUAAAUCGUGGAAGGGAAUUCGCGAAAAACGGCGAGCCAUUACGGGUAUUCAUAUCAAAAUUCCUGGGCUUGCAGCAACGGUCCAGCUAGUUUGUACGAUUGCAGCUCGAGUCCCGUAGUUCGUGUACCUCAACUCGAUGAGGACUACAGGCCCAUUUAUUUUUAUGUAGCUCAGCCUUACACCAUACCUUAUACUUUUGCCAAAAGACCAAAACAGUCGUCAUUGCAAAAACCAGGUAAACAGCGGGGAAAUUAUCGCGUCAAGUUCUCCAAGAAGUUGAGUAGCGCUGAGUUCUCGCAGAAGGUCAAGCAGGGAGAGUUCUCCAAGAGUCUCAAUCAGGUGCAAUUCGUUGAGGAUCCGGUACCAGUCAUUAUUCUUGUCCUCAGAAAUCACGAGUUUCACGAAAUUCGAUCAACAUCCACGUGACCCCAGGAUGACGUCGAUGUUCCGUCGCGGUACGAUAUUCGCAACAUUUUUUCUGUCACUUCUGGGUGGUGGUCUCGUAUGUGCAGCUUUGGUGACACAGCAUUGGAUUGAUGCGAGACCAUGGAGAACACCAAAUCCUCAGGAGUCUGCAGGUCGUGUACAUUUUGGUCUCCUAAUGGGGAAAAAAGAGCUCAACGUUGCGUACGGAUGGCGGACGUAUCACAUAUCCGUUCCACAGAUGAUCAAACUGGAUCCAUCAGUCAUGCACUGGGGCCUCUGGAUCUCUACCCUAGUCACCACUUCUGCGGCUUUAGUUGCUGCAGCCCUUUCAGCACUUUUAGCUGUAUUAAAUACCGCAACGACACCGAGAGCUAAAAUUUUGUCAGUUCCUGGGGUUUAUUCCAUGAAUAUUCUCACUCUUCUUCUCUGUGUGGCCAGUACUGCUACCUGGCUAGCCCAGUAUUACGUUAAAUUAUACACAAAUGUCCUCCCGAGAGAGGACAUCGACAACAUGUGGACCAGUGAGGGAUCUGCAGAGCUCGGGUAUUCAUUUUGGCUCGUGGUGAGUGCUGGGGUUGUUCACCUCAUCAGCAUAGCAUUAGUCGGGUGGGGAUCUGGCAGAGCCAAGGACGAUCGUCUAGAACCUAUUCCCGCCCUCGAGGAGAAAACUGCUGCUGCCAUAAUGCUUUAUUAGACAAUUUAUUAUCAAAAUUCUGCCAUUUCGGGUGAUUAACAUUUCAGUUUGAAGUAAGAAGAAUUGAAUUUUCGAUUGAAAAAUCGAUUAUCUCGCUUUGCUGAAUUUAAUCGCAAGGAUUUCGACUGGAAAUCCUAGAGACACCAUUGCCAAGUUAAAGUAUGCAUCCGAGCAAUCCUAUUUUUACAGAUAUAUUUUUUUUUUCAUUAGGAUUAUUUAGCGGAAAGUGGUAAAAUGGCACGAGGUCGUGUCAAUAUUUUUGUCAAUUGAUAUUUUUAAUAUUGCUCUCGUGGUGUGCGAUUAUUCCACUCUCACACCUGUAACUGUAUUUCUCCACCUGAGUACAUACUUAUAUGGUACAUAAAGCGUGCGAAUUUGCUGUGUUUGGAUGAUGAAAUAGUGCUUUUGUGGAGAACUAUGUAAGAACUUGUAAAUAGAAAGUCGCGGGACAAUAAUUAUCAUCUACAGUAGAAUAAUUAAAUUAUUACGAAAAUUCUAGGAUUAUUUUUUCAUUUGUAAUUUUAAUUCAGAGUGAAAUAAAACGAAAUCAUUCAUGCCGAGGAAUUGAUGCCAGUGGAAUUGGAGUGGAAUUUUUGAAAGAAUUAAUUGAAUUGUCUAAAAUAUUGGGAAAAUCGGGCGAAAGUGAUGAGUAAAAAUCUUCAGAUACAAGAGAACUUUAUUAAUAGAGGUGCGCCGAACUAGCAACAUAACACCUCAUUGCUCACAUACAUAAUUCCCUCCUUCAAUUAAACUUAAUUUUUUCCGGUCACUGUAUCUCAUUUAUUACAAAGCACGAAAAGUCCAUUGAAUUUGAUUUUAAAAUAAUACUCAAUUCGAAAUAAAAGUGAAAAAAAAAAUCGAUGAAAUUCAAAUACCUAUACAUCCGCACUCCUGCAUCAUUACUAAAAGUAAAAAGUCUGGCAGUAGAAAAUGAUUUUGUGGUCUCCGAUAAUCCCAAAGCUCC